Lampris incognitus (smalleye Pacific opah) is the source of this 1759-nucleotide messenger RNA. RefSeq names its product hedgehog acyltransferase (gene hhat). Gene Ontology annotation, biological process: protein palmitoylation. The coding region runs from base 1 to 1503 and encodes 500 amino acids. Gene Ontology annotation, cellular component: endoplasmic reticulum. The transcript has 11 exons. The record is from RefSeq and is a predicted model, not a curated record. Gene Ontology annotation, molecular function: palmitoyltransferase activity. NCBI's taxonomy places the organism in Eukaryota, Metazoa, Chordata, Actinopteri, Lampriformes, Lampridae.
AUGGCAUCUAAAUCCAAGUUCACGUUGGCAUCCCUGCCAAAAGCAGAGAUCCUGGCAUACUGGGUGCUUUCCUUUGGCUCUCAUCUGUUUUCUUUCUAUGAACUGCACAAAUUCUCCAAAGAACAUGAAGCAGGGUUAGAGAGAGAAUUACAGCUGGAGAAAGGACUGCUUGGGUUUAAAAGAGACCCUACAGACUUUGAAUGGAGUUUCUGGACUGGAUGGGCCAAGAAGUCCUUGCUGUGGUCUCUGAUUGGACAUGGAGUGAUAUCUAGAUUGACAAGCAUCUUUAUCCACAAGCUACGGGUACCAGCCUUGUUGAUAUAUGGCCUUGUAUCAGCCUGCAGUGUUUUAGGUGUUAAAGGUCUAAGUGUACUACUGGUACAUCUUGGCCUGUCCUUUGUAGUGGCCCAGCUGCGUAAGCCUGCUCUUUGUUGGGCUUGUAGCCUGCUGCUGCUCUCUACCCUUCACAUACAACCAUUGCAGGAUGUCCAGAGAGGUUGGUACAAAACAGAAGAGGAGUACUACCUUUUGCUGUUCAGUGUUGCCAUGUGCGGUCUCCGUCUCAUCAGCUUCAGCCUUGAAAACUGCUGGCACCCCAUGGAGCCCUGCACAGCUGCACAGCUCUACUGGUUGUUCUCUUACAUGUUUUACCAUCCCUUGUUCUACAAUGGACCAAUUAUCUCUUACAGAGAUUACAUUCAGCAGAUGCAGAGACCUGCUGGGGAAUAUGAAAGAGAGAAUGCUGCCCUAAGCUACUUGGUAAUCAGGUCAGGAAGAAUCUUUCUAUGGUGGCUGCUUGCAGAACACAUGAUCCAUGUAAUGUACAUGCACACCAUCCAGGCUAAUGAGACCUACUUAGAAAUUCUUCCUCCUUGGGCUUUGGGUGGUCUGGCCCUGGCCCUAGUCCAGUUUUUUUAUGUGAAGUACUUGGUACUGUUUGGUUUGCCAUCUAUGCUGGCAACGUUGGACAGGCUAGUUCCCCCGAAGCUUCCUCGUUGUGUAAGCAUCAUGUACAGUUUCACAGGGAUGUGGAGGCAUUUUGAUGAGGGACUGUAUCAGUGGCUCAUCAGAUACAUCUAUGUCCCACUGGGAGGUUCCCGUCAUGGUCAGUUUUACAAAGUCCUGUCCUCUGGCACGGCAUUUGGGUUUGUCUGCCUUUGGCAUGGUGGCCACGACUACUUGCAGUACUGGGCCCUGAUGAACUGGGCUGGAGUUCUGGUGGAGAAUGGACUGAAGACACUCCUUACUUCCUCUCUCAUUCCCUCUGUUGUUGGGCGCAAUUUCUCUGCACCCAUGAAAAGACGUUGCAUCGCCUUUCUCUCCGCCUUUUCCACUGCUUUGCUCAUCCUCUCUAAUCUGGUGUUCCUUGGGGGAAUACACGUCGGCAGGAUCUUCUGGAAGCGUGUCUUCGUUCAAGGCUGGUCUACCAUUGCCCCAUCUAUGUUGGCAUUCCUGUAUUGUUUUGCUCAGAUUGGACUUGAAUGGACACCCAACCCAUCAUGAGUGACCUUGCCAAGACAUUCGAGUGAUAAUAUCUGCUAUCAAGCAACCAGAACAACCAGCUGAGUUCAGUGCUAAGGUCUAUCUGGCCAGAAGCCAGUCUUCACUGGGUUAAGAAGUAAGCCAAACUGGGUUGGACUAUGGCUGAACCAGCCACUUUACACAACCUUGCUGUAAACUACAACACAGUAGAUCAAUUGCUUUUUGUCCUGAUAACAAUGUUUCCUGUAUUUCAUGGAAAGGUUUAGUGUACCUGUCU